CAAUCAGCAGUCAUGGAGUGCCGGUACUACAGACUCUUCUACAAGCAGCUCAUCUACCCGUGCGACUGACGACGGCGACGAUUUAAGAGGGCGAGAAAGAAAGAAGAAAAAAAAAGGUCAAAAUAGAGAGAGUUGUGAAUACAUUGGCCCAAAAGUACAACUUUGAGAUGUUAUUGUUGGCCACAGGGCGGGAUAAUGAGACCGUAUGAAAAGUAUGGAAUUUGUAUUUCAUGAAUCGGUUUAAAAGAAAAAAAACAACGACGGAAGAAAUAUCUUUAUCGUGAUGGUACAAGACGAGCUUACACAACGACGGAGUGAAUAGGUAGAAUAAAUCAAUGCACCCUGUCUACAAAUUACAUAUUUACCUGACUAUGAAAGGCAAUGUAGAUGAUAACAUGAUAUAUUUACAGUUCACAUGCCAAAAUCAUAAUAAAUAGUUACAAGAAGAUUUUACAGAUAAAGACAAAAGGUUUCAUUAAUAAUAUAUUUUUGUUUACAAAACGAUCGGCAAUAUAAAAAAAAAGUAAUUAAAAAAAAAAUAAACAUACGGUCUUACUGCAAGUAUCAAGUGAUCGUUGGGCUUCAAGAUAUGGAUUACAAUCUGGAUAUGGGAGGUUGCCAUGCUACAAUCUGGAUAUGGGAGGUUGCCAUGGUAGCUCAAACCCUUUUCCGGCCAUUCUUGUCUGGGGCAUGAACAACGUUUCAUGACCUCUACACAACGGUGGGAUCUCUACAAGUUGGUGUAACACGAGGUGAUGGAUGGUCCAAGUUGUGUUGCCCACUUCCAAAGAUUUGGUUAAAAAUAUCUCACCAAGUACAACAAGCCCAACAACGAGAUGGGUUAAACCGGCCACCAGCGUUUUCACUAACCUUACAAUACACGGAUUUCAUCCCAUGGUGUCCGAACAUUCAGAUGGUGUCCAAAAUUUCAGAUGAAAUAAAAGAAAAAGGAUUAAAACCCUCAUGAUAUGGAAUUUGUGUAAAAUUAAUAUUUUUUUUUAUUUAAUCAAAAUAAGAAAUUAAGAAAUUUAACUCGGUUUAAACAAAGCGAACGAAUAUUUUUGUGCCAAAAUUAUCGUGCAUGGAUUGGACUGAAAAGGAAACCGGGUGCUUUGAAAGGGCCGAUUAAAUAUGAGAAGGUCGUCGAGAUUCGUGCGCACCUUUCAACGGGUCAAGAAUCCACCAGGUGAUAUAAAAAAAUCGCACUAAAAAGUCUACUUUCCGGAUUGUGCGCGAUCACCUGGGCUUCGGCGUCAUGGAGUCCUUGGCGACCGUGGACGGCUCCGGCGUCACGACCACGGCCAUCUUCAACUACUCCCAGUACGUGACGUCGCAGACGUCCUCCAACGUGACAGACGACGACGGUAACGUCACGAGCAGCAGGGGCUACGUCAUGCUCGAAGCCGACAAGCACCGGGUGAUUAUCAUCGCAGUUAUCAUGGCAUGUAAGUUGAAUGUCGUGUCCUCCUGAGGGCAUGUAAGUUGAAUGUCGUAUCCUCCUGAGACUGUCUGUCCGUGUUUCUGUUGCCACAAGUCUUAGCGACAUAAUUGGAUCAUCAUUGGGUUUAGGUGGGAAAUAUCAAUGGAUACAUAUGAUUUUUAAAAAAAAAAUAUGGUUAUGUUCUCUACUGAUUUAAUGGUAAUUUAAAAUUAUAUAGUUUUAAUAAUUUAUCUUUUCAGUUCACCCAGUGUCUUAGGUUACCCUUCAGUAUCAAUGUGUCUUCCAUUAUAACAAGCCUAUUUUAAAACACUUUUCAUUAAGCUUUACCUGGAUAUUUUUCGUUUUUUUUUGCUGUUUCACUGUUGAUCCGUUAUUUUGACAUGACGAGCCACUUCUUUUCUAGGUUAAAAUUUUUCUUCUAUACACCUGAGAAUUGGUUCGCUGUUUUAUCAAAGCACACAUCAAAUUUACUUUAGAUCAUCAAUUUACCUUUUCCAAAAUAAAUGCAGCUAAAUAAAGGAAGGGAAGGAUGCACAAAUCGUGGCCGAUCGUGUAGCGUGAAUCCGCAAUUUCUUUAAGAUUAAAUACCUGAAUAUAAAUUAAAAGAUGUUGGUUGGCUCAUUUAUAAGGUAUUCAUAUCACAUUUCGAAAAUUCGGUUUCAGUUUAAUUUUUUUAAAAUCAUUUUCAAUUUUAAUUAAACUUUUUUUUUCUUUUUAAAAUCAGAGAUCUAGAUUCGCUCCAUUGAAGUAAUUAUUGUAUAAAAAUUGUGCCGAUAAUUACUUUUUUGUAUUUUCCUAAUUUUAAAAAAAGUCUAACUUUUCAAAAACCAUUUUUUAAUGUUCAUAUAUAUAUAUAUUUCGGUUGGUAAUGAUUGUCUUGUAUAUGUGGGUGUAUUUAAACUAAGGGGUGGCUGGUGGUUCUUAGUACACUAGAACUCAAUUUAGCUUUAAGUUUCAGCCAUUUAUUGUGAAAUAUUCAGGGUAAGCAUCGUAUGGCCAUUAAUGCAACGACAGGCGAGUAGGCAUCUUUUGAUUUUUAAUGACAUGAGGAAAGCAUGUCAAAUCAAUUCAGUCAAAAUAUAUUGACAUGGACUCUGAGCUUAAUGUGUUUGUUUGAAAGCUGUCACCUUACACGGAUAUGUCAUUUAACACUGACAUGUCAGCUAAGACCAUCACAUCACCUAACAAGGCCGUGUCACCUAAAGCUGCCAUGCCACCCGCCACUGACAUGUCACCCGAACACUGCCGCGCCACCUAACACUGCCACGUCAAGUAACACUGACUCGUUAUCUAACACGUAAAACUGUCAUGUCACCCAGCAAUGACAUGUCCCUUUAACACUGUCACGACAACUAACAAUAAACGUGUCUUAUGACACUGCCACAUCGCCUAAUUCUACCUUGUCACCUAACACCGCAAAGUCACCUCACACUGACACAUCACCUGACACUGACAUAUCACCUGACACUACCAAGUCAUGUACGACUGACAUUUCAGUUUUAUUAUGUUUUUGUUGUAAAAUGCCAUUAAGGCCUUCCCUGCGUAUCUGUUUGCUAACAAUGACACCGACCCCCUCUCUGCAGUCACCCUGAUAGGAAACAUGACCAUGAUCCUGGUCCUGCUGUGCAAGAGGUCAAGGCGAAUCAAGCGGGUCAACAUCCUGCUCGUCAACCUGGCCAUCGGCGACCUGGGGGUGGCCCUGUUUGUCAACUCCACGGAGAUCUUUUUCAUAGCCUUCGGCGACUGGGCGCUGGGCCCCCUGAUGUGCAAGAUCAGCGUCUACGUCCAGGUAACUAACUGUAACAGCCGUUGACUUAAACAUAUUACAAUUGUUUGCGUUUAGCGCUAUGUCCUUAAUGUUCUUAGGUAUACAUAUGGUACAAAUCACCCUUAAUGUUCUUAGGUAUACAUUUGGUACAAAUCACCCUUAAUGUUCUUAGGUAUACAUAUGGUACAAAUCACUAUUAAUGUUCUUAGGUGUAUGUACUGUAUAAAUCACAAUUAAAGUUUUUAGGUGUAUGUAUUGUACAAAUCACCCUUAAAGUUCUUAGGUGUAUGUAUUGUACAAAUCACCCUUAAAGUUCUUAGGUGUAUGUAUUGUACAAAUCACCCUUAAAGUUCUUAGGUAUAUGUAUUGUACAAAUCACCCUUAAAGUUCUUAGGUGUAUGUAUUGUACAAAUCACCCUUAAAGUUCUUAGGUGUAUGUAUUGUACAAAUCACUCUUAAUGUUCUUAGGUGUAUGUAUUGUACAAAUCACCCUUAAAGUUCUUGGGUGUAUGUAUUGUACAAAUCACCCUUAAAGUUCUUAGGUAUAUGUAUUGUACAAAUCACCCUUAAAGUUCUUAGGUGUAUGUAUUGUACAAAUCACCCUUAAAGUUCUUAGGUGUAUGUAUUGUACAAAUCACUCUUAAUGUUCUUAGGUGUAUGUAUUGUACAAAUCACCCUUAAAGUUCUUGGGUGUAUGUAUUGUACAAAUCACCCUUAAAGUUCUUAGGUGUAUGUAUUGUACAAAUCACCCUUAAAGUUCUUAGGUGUAUGUAUUGUACAAAUCACCCUUAAAGUUCUUAGGUGUAUGUAUUGUACAAAUCACCCUUAAAGUUCUUAGGUGUAUGUAUUGUACAAAUCACCCUUAAUGUUCCUUGGUGUAUGUAUUAUAAAAAUCACUCUUAAUGUUCUUAGGUGUAUGUAUUGUAAAAAAAACUCUUAAUUUUCUUAGGUAUAUGUAUUGUACAAAUCACUCUUAAUGUUCUUAGGUGUGUUACGGUACAAAGCACUGUGAGGUUUUUUGUUGUUGUUGUAGUUGUUCAAGCUUCUGUCCCAGCACUCAGUGCUGUUGUUCGUAGAGUAAAAGCAAGUUAUAGACUGUUUAGCACGUCACUCUAUCGCUUCGGUAGUUGGCAUUGUUAAAUGUUUAAUUUCACGAAUUUCAACAAAUUAGGUCUUCUUCUUCUUCCUCAUUUUGAAAUUGUUUUAUAAUCAAAUAUUACCUUUCGCGAUAUAUCGGUUUGAAGUCGCUUGCACAUUGGACUCACCUCAUUGGCAUCAGCUGCGAUCACUAAGGAUCCGAUGGAAACACUUAUUGCGUUGCCUAUCAGAGCCUCUAAAUUGGUAUCUCAACCCGUUAGUGUCAAAGGUUAACAGGCAACGACCGGUUGUACAUAAACCAUUGUACAUUCAGUUGAGUAUACGACUGAUAUAUCAACUGGCCAUAUUAAUUCAAAAGUAAUAUGAUUACAGAUUAAACCCUCGCCCUUCCUUCGAGAGGCAAGUCUUAUUAAUGGUUCUCACUUCACCGGCAGUAAAUCUGCCCAGUUCGAAAUGACCAAACCGACUCGUGGGAUCACUUUAUAACCAUCGUUGAUCUCUGGGGUCAAUCCUAACACAAUUUAAAAAAAAAAAAAGAUUUGUUUGAGACCUACGCGCGGUUCCUAGAACUCGGGCUGCUUGAUAACCAUCUCUAAUCUAGAACUGAAACGUAAUGAGUUGAACCAAACAAAUCAAGACACCUGGUGUGUGAAUAGGGCGGUGGCAGCGGCGUGGCUACGUAAGGGUUAGUGCCGCCAUGGGACGGCAAAUAUUUUGCCACCUUCCACGGGAAAAAAGAAAACAACUCUACAGUUUUUAGAAAAUGUCCCCCUUCCAAAUAAAGACAAAAAUUGCCACCCGGGACCAAGCGACCCCCACCAAACACCCCUUUCUACACCACUAAGCGGGCGGUUUUGCCAUAAUGUUGCCGUUAGAAGCCAAAUGUAAGAAUUGAUCCCAUCUUUUUUAUGUAAAAUGUUAUUUCAAGAAAUACGGUUUUUUUCGUUGAUAACUAUCAUUAUGAAAAUGAGUUAACACCUUUGAAUUGUACCCGAAGAAGGUCCAGCCCAAUGUUGCAAUGAAAUAUAGGACAGCUGUCCUUGUGUGGUUAAAAAGGUAUUUUUCCUUUUAAGCUGAUUCGGUCACUAAGCCCCACUAAUGACUCGAACUCAGCAUUUGUUUGCCCCGGGUCUGUCCUCCGGGAGGACGUGACAGGAAUAAAACUUUCGCUUCACGAGCCUAGGUGAAAGAAUGGAAAAUAAAGUACUGGUAAGCUUUGAUGUCUGCAACUGAAGAAUAAUUGGACUGGAUUAAAAAGAACUGUCUUUUAAUUUUAAAAAAAAUUAUAAUAACUAUGUACGCAUCAGAUUUAAAAAAAAAAAAUAUUUUUAUUAUCUCAAGAUAAUAAAAUUGUAACCUUGAUUCAGAAAUUUGCUAUUUUUUUAAUUGUUGAAAUAAAAUCUCAAGGAUUUUGUAUAAACUAUAAUGAGUCUGAUUACCGUACAAGAUUUUAGAAGAAAAUUACCCACGGUUCUGAAAGCGAUCUGAGUGACAGGACAGCUAUUCAUUGCUUUUAAUAAUGGCAAACGAAUUGGUAAUUUAUGAAUGAGAAUUUAUCAGCCAACAACGAGAUUUUUUUUUUUGGGGGGGGGGGGGGGAAAAGGCGAUGGCUUCGUUGUGUCUAGGGGUUUAAUUAUGUUCACUUCACAAACCAUUGAUUAUCAAUAUCAAAAAAAAGAAUCUUUAUUAACUAAAUCUCAACUGCCCCUUACUCACAAGACCACACUGCACAACAACAAUGCGUCAUGUCCCCUUUCGCGCAAUACGUCACAAAAUAUCAAACACUUAAUAGCAACAUCUACCCAAAUACUCUCCAAGCAACACGCAAUCACAAUAUGCAUUCAAGUCUUUAACAUGGGGGGGGGGGGGGGGAGAUUUAUUUUAAAAAUAGAACAUUCUAAAAAUGUCAAAUCUAGUCUUAUUCCUUUUGCACGGUUACCAGAAACUAGUGCGAACCCAAUUUGUUCAAUAAAAAUUUGUUCAAAACCAAUUUUUUCAAUACCAGUCUGUUCAAAACCAAUUUGUUCAGUACUAAUUUGUUCAAUACCAAAUUCUUCAAUACCAAUUUGUUAAAAAACAAUUUUUUAAUGAAGGAAUUUUUUUCGGAGAGAAGCUAGUUCGAACGCCUUCAACACAUUCCAAUUGUAUCUUGUAAUUUUAAUAUUAUUUCUUUUAUCACUUUGAAGGUGGUUUUGAAAUAUAUGUUCACAUUUUUUUAAUUUUGAAGAAACUUGAAUCAACUUUUUUUUUUUAAAUAAAUGCUCUAUUUAAAAAAAAAAAAAAAAAACAAAAAAAAACGCUAACCGAGUGCUCUGCAGGAAAAAGGGACUUCCCCUUUCUCAGUAACUUGUUAUGCGAAACAUCGCUCGUUAAGGGAGCAACUUCUUCACAUUUUUUUUGUUUGGUGCUCUUUAUGCGAAUUACUCGUUAUGAGAGGUUCCACUGUAUUUCCCAUUUAUGUCUUCUCCAGCUUAAAGUCUUAUCAAAUGUUAAUUCAUGACUAAAACAAUUUUCUCAUUUUGAGUAUCCAAAGACGUAUAUGUCCCUCGUAGAGUUUCCUCCCCCCUAUCACCGACGACAUUAUUAAUGACUUCGCGGACAAGGAUACGCCGGCCAAUGAAUAGUUUCCCUUGUGGAAAGGAAAUUCUCGAUUAGAGGAGCGAUGACCAGCCAAUCAAAACACAAGCUUCUGAAAGUUAUUAUUAUUUUUUACUUAAAAAAACAAAAACAAAAAAAACAACAACAAAAAAAAACAGAUGAGUUGACCGAGAAAGGAAGCCUCGAGACGGGUGAAUUAAAGAUCUUGAAUUAGCUUUCCUGAACCAUGUAAACGGAAGUGGGACGAGAUAGAAAAUAUUUUUAAAAAAGAACCAAAAAAAAAAAAAAAAAAAUUGAAGUGGAAACGUGCUGAUUAAAAAACUAUACGUUUAGUUUAUUGGACAAAAUGGAACUAGACGAAUGUGAAUUCGAGAUUAUUCGGCCUUGAACUCCGGCUUGGGAUACAGAAAUGGGUCGCCCGAUCAUAACGUUAGGACGGCCGAGAGAAGACGAGCACGAGGGCGGAAGGAUCAUUGGAUGAUUAUCGGUAAUGUUUAUGCAGAUGCUCUUCACUGGAGGUCAUUACCGGACUCCCCCAUUUGUGAGCUCUGCUCCUGUUUGUCCAUUGCCUAAAAUGUGCCGUGAUGUGUCCGUUCACAAAAUGAUGUGCAAAUCACUGUUACACGUACAUGGUCUUGUUGUGAUCUGCACGUAGGUCAGUGUAUGAUCAGAAUAGUUGACACAUUUUUUGUGUGUCUGUUUAAAAAUUUAAAUUUCGCGCCAUGUACGUUUUAGGAGAGUAUAGGAGCAUGUCACAGUCAGAGUAGCCACACCCUCAUCCUCCAUCCAUUUUGUCCAAAAUCAGGACAGAUGCACCCGGGCACAUUAUUGUAAUGUGGAUGCGAUUCGUACAACAAUAAAAGAUCUAAUCAUUUUUUUUGGUGCUUAGUUUUUAUAAUUAUACGAUUAUUAAAACGAUUUUCAGCAUGAACAUUUUAUUUAAUUUCUGUAUUCCCUGUCAUUUUCUACAGAGUCUGAACUAAACUUAAUAUGUCUGUAUACUGUGGCUUCAACCCUUGUACAUUGUGUCUUCUGCCCCUGUACAUAUCGACUUCCACCCUUGACCAUUGUGUCUUCCACCCCUGACCAUUGUGUCUUCCACCCCUGUACAUUGUGACUUCCACCCCUGUACAUUGUGAUUUCAUCCCUGUACAUUGUGACUUCCACCCGUGUACUUUGUGUCUACGCCGCUGUAAAUUGUGUCUCCCAUUCCUUUACAUUGUGUCUUCCACCACUGUAUAUUGUGACUUCCUCACCUGUACAUUGUGCCUUCCACCCCCUGUAAAUUAUGUCGUCCACACAUGUAAAUUGUGUCUUCCAACCCUGUAUGUUGUGACUUUCACCCAUGUACAUUGUGUCUAUCCCCCUGUACACUGUGUCUCCCACCCCUUAUCAUUGUGUCUUCCACACCUGUACAUUGUGUCUUCCACCCCUGUACAUAGUGUCUUCCACCCACUGUACAUUGUGUCUUCCACCCCUGUAAAUUGUGUCUUCCACCCCUGUACAUUGUGUCUUCCACACCUUGUAAAUUGUGUCCUCCGCCCCUGUACAUUGCAAAUUUCACCCCUGACCAUUGUGUCUUCCACCCUUGUACAUUGUGUCUUCCACCCCUGUACAUAGUGACUCGAAGAAUGCAUUUAGCUGAAACGUCAUUAUAAUUCUUCCGUCUCUUUUUCGAGCCUAAACAUGAUCUGUCCCCAGUUUUUUUUACUCCGCCAACGAAGUGACAUAAGUGGGGUCUUACUGCUGUUGUUGCUUUAUAAGCCUGUGUCCCUUAAAGAAAGCGAAUCCAACCUAAACUGCGCCUCUAAUGACUUUUUGAUUAUUUGUGUGUGUUUUUUUUUUUUCAUUGCAGAUGAUCUGUCUGAGCUCUACAACCAACCUGUUAACAUCGAUGAGCAUAGACAGAUACCAGGUGAGUUUGAAAAAUCAACAGGUGCUAACAUGCAAACCAUUAAAAAAUCAAGUGAGUGCUUCAAUUUAUUACAAUGGGUCUCUUUAUUAGCAAGAGUUUUUGAUGUUUCAAAGGCAGCCAGUGGUGACUCUGAUGAUCCGGUUCGUCCAAAAAUAAAACGUAAGGCUCAACAAAAUGUGUUAGUACAAUAGUCUUGGUCAGCUUUGGACUUUACAUGAAAUUUGCUAUGUCACAGAAUUGCUUGAUUUGCACCAAGCUAUAAAUGUAGGUAUCCGCUAAAAUAUGACUCAUGAGUAUCUUAAGUAUGUCUUAAUACGCACCUACCAAGUACUUAAAAAAAACAACCAAAAAAAACAACAUUUACUAUUGAACUACACACCCAUCCAUCACCUAAACAUAUUCUUCCCCCCCCCCCUCUCCCAAAUUUGCCCUCCUCAAUAAAGAUGUCCCAUCGUAUGAAUAAACAUAUGAGCCAAUCAUACACACAAUCGCUGCUCGCGAUUUUAAUAAACAUUUUUUUCUUGCGCUCAACUCGCCAUCCACCAUUUAUACCUUUCUCCCUCAGUCUGUCCAUUAUUUUAUGGUCCACGGAGCCAAACCUGACGUCGCCAGCUCCCAUUAGUGUCCACUUCACUCUACCACUACUCCGAGAUUUCUCCCCUCCCCCCUUUUCUCCCGGGCACAAAGCCCGUGCUGUUCCCUUUCACUGUCCGACCCCCCCCCCACCCCAAACGAAAUCACGGUCAUCUCGUUUGUGGGGGAGCCAGUCCUGAUUCACCGUGAACAGUGAUGGACGGGGCCAAGUGGAGCCGCACCCGGGGAGUCUGAGGGGGUGGGGGCUCUGGUGACAGGGUGAUAAUGCGUACUGGUGAGACUUGGUCCUACUCAUGUGAUAUUUGAAGCAGACGGCACCCCACUGCCGUAUGACAAACUUUGAGUAGGAAACCAUCAUUUUUCCAUAUUUCUUUUUUUUAUUAUGUACAUACUUUAAUAAAAGACCUCCACUAAGGGACGGGGGCAGGACUUUUUUCUCGUUUUUAAUAUUCAGACCUUUAGCCCGUGAUUCUAUACUGUUAUCAUCUUUUUCCAUAUAUUUCUAUAUCAAACAAAUAUUAAUAUUAUUUUUUUUUUCGAUUUGAGACAAUUUUGUCCACAAUGUGCUUCUUGUGUAUUUAUUACCAGUAAUAGAAGCUAUGGCAUUGUUACGUUUUCCAUAACUCUUGUCACCUGUCUAUCUAUUGAGCCCAGCGAUUAUCUGCCCAUUAUUUCUGGGUUUCUUCUUUCCCCCCCCCCUUUUUUUUUCCCCCGAACCCCAUUCACCUAAUUGAAUUCGUAUCUCUUUUCUCUCUGAAUCUUCAUAAGCCUUUUAUGUUUCUAUAACUCUCUGUCUGGCAUUAUCCCUCUGCCGUUUUGUUAUACUCGUUAGAUCGUAUCGUCUCGUCUGUCCCCGUUCUUCUCUGCAUGUGUACUGAGCCAUAUACUCCCAUAUCUGGUUGUCUCCCCUUAUUUUCACGCGAGAAAAGAAACGGAUAUGAAAUGGAUUAUCCAAUAGCGCGGCCAAUUUGUUUGAAGAAAAAUCUUUUUUCUUCAUUUUUUUUCUUGGGCGCUGCAAUUUCGACCCCCCCCCCGUGCCACCCCGCCCCCCACCCCCCUGCCCCAAGAGGUGAAAGCCGAGAUAAGAUGUGCACAUCUUGUCCGUCACUCUGUCAUCAGCACCGGAUGGGUGGACCUGUUAAUGUUGCUGGAUUAAAGCCUUAAUUAGCACCUUAUAUACUAGAACACGGCAGCCGUAGAGACCUUGGACUGCUGUACAGCGAAAAAAAAAUAAUAAUGCCUUUGAGUUUCUUUGUUCGAAAGCAAAUGAAACCAAAUGAAAGAACUGACUUAUUGUACAUUAAUAUAUAACUUUAAAGUAAAAUGAAUAUUUUGUGGUGCGGUAUUUAGGUGUUCAAUUUGGCGUUGAGCAGUUUGUUGUGAUUCAAUAUUAAUGUAAUUUUUUUUCUUCUGAAAUCACACAGAGAACUGGGGUACGACAGUUUCAAAAAAAAUAUAUUUUUAUUAUCAAGGAGAAAAGAGCAAAUCGAUUGUUUUCACUUUCAUAUCAUUGGUCCAUUCCAUGAUCCGUUAUUUAAAUAUGGAUUGGAUGACGAUACCGGAAAUUUAAAAGAAAGACAGAUCUCAGAUUGAAAGCUAACAAUUAAUAAAUAUACAACUAAACAAAUUACAUUAUGUAUAUAAUGUUUGGAACUAAAAUUGGUUCCAAAUUCCCAAGCUGAAAAAAAAAAAAAAAUAUUCUGCCCUCACGGGCAGGCUACUCUCUUUUAGAACAGAUUUGGACGUACCCCAUUAAGAAAAAAUGAUACCGAUCUCAAGACAGACAUAAUGUAACAUAAAACUACCUUUAAAAAAUAAAAUUAAAGCUACACCACUGGAUGUACACAUAGUUAAGAUUUAGAAAUGCAUGCAAAUCACAGCCGCACAAGGCGUUAAAAACUAGUGAAUCUCAGAGUGUCCCACGGGACCAGCAGGUGCAAUCCUUCACUCAAACAAGGAAAUCAGGCAACACGGGUGGACAGAAGGAGAGGUGGGAGCGUGCAUGUGGGGGGGGGGUUCCCGGGGCAAUCUGAAAAGGAGUGCGUCUAGAAAAUAGGUGAAAUGUGCUAGACUUAAUGUCAACUUUACAACAUUCGAGAGUGCAGUCAUAGCAUUUGUAUAUUGCCGUGGUUAGCAUUGAGAUGGCACACACUUAAUUUUAUCGAAGCGGUACGUUUAAACCAAUCGAAAGUCGUAUGAGCAUGUGAGCAUUGUAUUUUUAGCGUUAAAAUCUUAACAAUAAGUUAAGAAAACAUAAGAUAAGUUAAGAUGAUAGGAUAAGAUAAGAUAUGUCUCUGUCUCUCCAUGUCUCUAUCUCUCUAUGUCUCUAUCUCUCCAUGUCUUUAUCUCUCUAUGUCUCUAUCUCUCUAUGUCUCUAUCUCUCCAUGUCUCUGUCUCUCCAUGUCUCUAUCUCUCUAUGCCUAUUUCUGGCAGUGUGUUAUUUCAAACGUAUUUCCUUUCCAAUCAAUAUCAUUUUUAUUGAUACGAUUAGUAUCAAAUAUUGCUGAGCUCGUAUUCGGAUUGAUUUACAGCUUGUUAUAUUUUAUGCAUUGUCCGAUGUCCAGUUCCGCUCUGGCCGAGCCAACCCUCGCGUCGUUUGAAACAUGUUGCAAGCAACAGUCGUAGGAUAACACAAUAAAGUGAUAUGGCUAAUGAUGAUUACCUCCCCUGUUGCCAGGCAACAUUCAUCAAGCUGGCAACGCUGAUUUAUUCACUGCGUCAUUCCGGGGGCAUAUUUUACGGGUCUUUAAUUAAUCAACUUCCGCCUUCCAAAUCAUCAGCUUUAUUGAAAACAAAGAAAACACAAAGUGUGUGGGGGAUGAGAAUGAGAGAAUGAGAGAAUGGGAGGAUGAGAGAAUGAGAGAAUGGGAGAAUGACAGAAUAGGAGAAUGAGAGAAUGAGAGAAUGAGAAAAUGAGAGAAUGAGAGAAUUGGAGAAUGAGAGAAUGGGAGAAUGAGAGAAUGAGAGAAUGGGAGGAUGAGAGAAUGAGAGAAUGAGAAAAUGAGAGAAUGAGAGAAUGGGAGAAUGGGAGAAUGAGAGAAUGAGAGAAUGGCAGGAUGAGAGAAUGAGAGAAUGAGAGAAUGGGAGAGUGAGAGAAUGAGAGAAUGAGAGAUUGGGAGGAUGAGAGAAUGAUAGAAUGAGAGAAUGGGAGAAUGAGAGAAUGAGAUAAUGAUAAAACGAGAGAAUGAAAGAAUAGGAGAAUGAGAGAAUGAGAGAAUGAGAGAAUGAGAGAAUGGGAAGAUGACAGAAUGAGAAAAUGGGAGAAUGAGAGAAUGAGAGAAUGGGAGGAUGAGAGAAUGAGAAAAUUGGAGAAUCAGGGAAUGAGAGGAUGAGAGAAUAGGAGAAUGAGAGAAUGAGAGAAUGAGAUAAUGAGAGAAUGAGAGAAUGGGAGGAUGAGAGAGUGUGAGAAUGAGAGAAUGAGAAAAUGAGAGAAUGAGAGAAUGGAAGAAUGAGAGAAUGGGAGGAUGAGAGAAUGAGAGAAUGAGAGAAUGAGAGAAUGGGAGAAUGAGAGAAUGAGAUAAUGAUAAAAUGAGAGAAUGAAAGAAUAGGAGAAUGAGAGAAUGAGAGAAUGAGAGAAUGGGAAGAUGACAGAAUGAGAAAAUGGGAGAAUGAGAGAAUGAAAGAAUGGGAGAAUGGGAGAUUGAGAGAAUGAGAGAAUGGGAGGAUGAGAGAAUGAGAGAAUGAGAGAAUGGGAGAAUGAGAGAAUGAUAGAAUGAGAAAAUGAGAGAAUGAGAGAAUGGGAGGAUGAGAGAAUGAGAGAAUGAGAGAAUGAGAGAAUGAGAGAAUAUGAGAAUGAGAGAAUGAGAGAAUGAGAGAAUAGGAGAAUAAGAGAAUGAGAGAAUGGGAGGAUGAGAGAAUAAGAGAAUGAGAGAAUGAGAUAAUGAGAUAAUGAGAUAAUGAGAAAAUGAGAGAAUAAGAGAAUGGGAGAAUGAGAGAAUGGGAGAAUGAGAGAAUGAGAGAAUGAGGGAAAGGGAAAAUGAGAAAAUGAGGGAAUGCUAGAAUGAGAGAAUAGGAGAAUGAGAGAAUGGGAGAAUGAGAGAAUGAAAUAAUGAGAGAAUGAGAGAAUAAGAGAGUGGGAGAAUGAGAGAAUGGAAGAAUGAGAGAAUGAGGGAAUGGGAGAAUGAGAGAAUGAAAGAAAAAGAGACUACGGUAGAGAUGAGGAGCAAAGAGAAGAGCAACGCAACAUGAGAGAAAUAAUACAAAAUUUAAAAGACAAACAAAACAAAGAACAUCAGAAAGCAAGAAUCAGAAAAUGAAAGGUAAGCAAUAUCUUGUAAUAAUGGUUGGCUCUCAAACUGUCAACCCGUUACGUAACAAAGAUACAUUUGUGAAAUAUACAUUUAAAAAAAACGUUAUGUCUCUAAUGAUAACAUGAAAGAAAAAAUAAUAAUAAUUAUUACCGUACAUAAAGUAAUAAUGGUCGCAGACAAAGAUAAAGCCAGUAUGGCACUUAUGACACCCAGAAGAACUUAAAACCACACAUGAAAAAAUGAAAAUAAAAUGUAUAUUUGUGAAAUAUUUUAUGGCUUAAGGAGGAGCUAUAAAAGGGGUGUGUGUGUGGGGGGGGGUCAGUUACCGGGAGAAUAGACCAAAGAGAGCUCAAUAAACAAAAUUGACGUUGUUUUCUCUCUCUCUUUCUCUCUCCUCUACAUCAACACAUCUCUGCUUACAUCCGAUAUCCUCUGGGCACGGGUCAAUGGACUGAUCCAUAUUUGUUUAAUUGGAAUACGGGGCGUAGCAUACACAGAUGUAAGAUACAGUUAGUGAAAAAUAUUUGCGAAAUGCAUCCUAUUCUCUAGGAAAUGAACUCGCCCAGCUUGUGCCGGACUAAACCAUUCGUUUGACCAGUAAAAACGGAGCUUGUUACAACCCGACCGCCAACAAUCCAGCAUAUUCCCAACACGGGGCAAGUUCCAAGGACGUGUGGAUAUGUGACAUUGUUUAUAGAUAUAAAGCUCACUGUCAAAGUAUACACACACACACACACACACAAAUAUUUGACAUUGUUAAUAGAUAUAAAGCUCACUGUCAAAGUAUACAUACACACACACACACAAAGAUAUGAACCUAAUUUGUAUACCGUUGAUUUGUAUAUUUGUGUGAAUAAUUAGUUCAGCAUUGUGGCCCAAAAUGUAAUUCAAUGUUCAAUAUAAAGUCCUACCACUUGUGUCCGUGGUCAGAAAUUUAAACAGAUUUCCCUCAAGGGAUUCGCUCAUUUUCCGGAAGGCUGGUAAAGAAAAUUUAUCAUCUGAAGCUGUCGGUGUCCUUCAUUACGUCACAUUAUGAUACUCGGCGUGGCUAAUCUUUACGCCAAAUUGUUUGCGAUUUUCACCGUCGUAAAAAAAAAAAAGUAUUUUUAAAAAACCGGACCCCCCAUAAUGAAGAAACAAUGUUUUUAUGGCGCCCUUUCCUGCAAGACGAGAUUUUCUGUGUAAUUGGAGUUUCCGUUUCAUUAUGGCUUCAUUACGUCAUAGAACGCGUCCCCCCCCUCCCCCCGACUCCCCGUUAUUUCUUCUUACAAUUAUCAGACCACAAACCAGUGUAAGCUUUCUCGGAUAAAUUUUUAUGGAUUUUAUUUCAAGGUUUAUGGAUAAAUACACAUUUAUGUUUUGGAGCUGUGCGAAGAAGUCACGUGAUAAAUCUUAAGAAUUGGUGACCAGCUCGCUUUCUGUUUGUACAUAGAAUUUUAAAAAAAAAAUGUUUCAGACUGAUCAGAUGGUAUAAGGAAAGUUGCCUUUAUGCGGAUGAAAAUCAAACUCAUAAAGAAAGCGUUUGAUCAUAUGUUAUUGUAUUGAACUGAUCGUGUCAGAAUGGUGUCAGGCAGGGGGGAGAGAAAGAGAGUAGAGACAGACAGACAGAGAGAGGGAGAGAGAUAGAAAGAGAGAGAGAGAGAGAGAGAGAGAGAGAGAAAGAGAACAUUAGAAAGAAUAAAAAGACGAAAAAGGUAUAAAAAGUUACAAAAACCAUUUGUUAUAUGAUAUAUGAUAUGUUAUUAGCUAAGAGCACCAGCUUUCAAUCAUUCGAUGAUUACCCUACACGUGAAACCCCGCCCACUGAAAAAAUAACUUUUAAAAUAAUUUUUCUAUCAAUUCCAUCAAGAGUAGAUUUGAAAUUGGAGCAUUUUUUUAUAACAAAAAUAUUGCCCCCUUAUUGGCAUUAAUUUAUUAAAUUAAAAGGCAUUACAAUUUUUUACCAGUCUGAUAUAACACCAUGUGUAUCGCAAGGGUCAUGUCAGGUGACCAGGAGAAAAGCAGCUAUUCCGAUUUCAGGUAUAAUUUUUGUUUAAUGAGAUAUUAUUUAUUUUUUUUUUAAAUUUGAUCUACAUAUUUUUUUGUUUAGGUAUUUUAGAAAUAAUUCUUUUGAGAUUAGCUUCCAUUUUUUUUACAUUUUAAAAAUAUAUUCUUUUGUUUUGUCUCCCCCUUAAUUUUUGUUUUAAUAUCGACGUCACCGAUUGAAUGUAUAACGCAGUAGCCACCCCACCUCUCCCUCCACUGGGAAAAGGUUGUGCACGUUCUAUUUGUUCUAAGGAAUGAUAUCGCAUGAAACAAUUUCUUGAAUUUCUUCACUUUGCAAAUAAGCUGACAGAUUUACAGUCUGGAAGAGAGAUUUUUAAAAUAAUUUUCCUAGACACCUACGAGACACAGUAAAGAGGCUUUACAAGAUUGUAGCCUUCUUGUAUGUGUAUAUUUUAAUAUUUUGUAUCUUUCGAGGCUUACACCUUUUCACUUGCUGUACUGUAAGUUAACAUGGAUUUUAUUUCUGGAUAUUUCAUUUAGUAUUAUUAUAUAAAUCUAAUAGUUAAUUUAAAUUGAAUAUUGUUAGUAUCACUAGCUAUCGUAUCAUUUUUCUUUGUAUAUUGGCUCUCAGUCAUUUCAUACGUAUUGUUACAAAAAAAUUAGCAAAAUCUUAAAACUGAUUUAAUUUACCACAAAAUUAUUUUUUAAAAAAUCUAACGGUACGGAACACGCAUGCCAUUUUUUUUUUUUUUUUUUUUUUUUUGCAUCAGAAAAGGGGAAAUUCCGAUUACCCUACUGGCAUCCCGUGCCGGGCAGUCGGUUCUAGAAGGUCGUCACUAUGACACAGAUACGUGGUAAUAACUAAAUGAAUUGAUGGAUACUCACCUUGUUAACUCAGUUAUCAUAGCGACCAAGGGUUACCUCCCGCUCGUAGCCUUCCCUGACCCUAGUCUUUGCUUCUCUCACCUCUUAUCUUCAAAUAGUUAUGAACAAUGAAGAAUUUUUUUUUUUUUUAAACUUAAGUGCAGACGUGCACAUUUUUAUGAAAAUAACAUGAUAUAAAUAUUUAUAACGAUCCUAAUCGUUUGAUUCACAUUAAUAAUCGAGCCAUAAAGACAGUGACGUAUAUCAGAACAGCAAUGCUUAAAAAUACAGUGUCAAGGCGUGAUUUAAAAAAAAAUCAACAACAUUAAGCUUGCAAUCAAAAUGUGGAGCAAUUGCCAAAAUCAUUUUUUUAAAAAGUGAAAGUUUCAAGCCUGCUAGAGGAGAUAACUUGGAGACCAGUACCACCAUACUAGAGGAGAUAACUUGGAGAACAGUACCACCAUACUAGAGGAGAUAACUUGGAGACCAGUACCACCACACUAGAGGAGAUAACUUGGAGACCAGUACCACCAUACCGCCAUAAUAUUAAUUCAUGGCUUCGUUUAGGAUGGAAGACAAAACUAUUGACAAAUUCUGCCAAAGACAUUUUUUGUGGACGUGCAUUUACGAAAUCAUUUUACAUGGCUACAUGCUGUUCUGUAGGCAAGGCCUGCACAACGUACGGCCCGCGGGCCACAUUCGGCACGCCAGCAGCCACUUUGCGACCCGCGAAGUUACGAAAUAUUCUUGAUUCUUAUUAUUUUCGAUAUAGGUUUUCCCUUUGUCCUAUUUUCUUUUGGCCCGCACAAGUUCUGUCCUAUUUUCUUUUGGCCCGCACAAGUUCUGUCCUUUUUUCUUUUGGCCCCCACAAGUUCUGUCCUAUUUUCUUUUGGCUCACACAAGCUUUCAUAAGGUAUUACGGCCCACCUUGCAUGUUGAGUUGUGCGGGCCUGCUGUAGGCAAUAGAAAAUGUGGUAUGGAUGUGUGGGAUAUGACGGUGCGUCACGCUCCCUGCGCGUGAGUCGUACUGGGGUCACUUUCCAGAUCACGUUCAAUUAUGUCUAACUAGAAUAAAUUAAGCUACGAACCGCAUUUUAGGGUAAGGCUAAAUAAAAAUUGUCUCUUUGACCUUUUUUUUACAACAAAAUAAAAAUCUGUAGUCUGCAGUAUUAGAAUUAUGUAGAAAAUCUAGACAAAUCAUGAAAGGGAAGAAAUGUGUAAGCCCUUUCUAGAAAUAUUAUUAACUCAGACUAUAAAAGGAAGAGAUAGAUAUUUGGUGUAGGGGGGGGUGGGGGAGCACCAUUACGAUAGAAAUUUUCUAUGCGAGACGGAGAUUUGUUUACUAACAGUUGAUGUGUGUGGAAGUUCCCUUUUCAUCAUUGUACCUAUUAAAACAUUGUAUCUUCUUCAUCAUUGUACAAGUACAAGUCAAUCAUUAUACUGUAAGUCAAUAGCUUUAAUUUCAUUUUGAUUAGUGAUUUUGUAAUUCAUUAUUAACUUAAUAAAAUUUAUUAAUUUCAAUUAGCCCUAGUUUGGGUAUCGUUUUCGUAUUUAUUGUAUGUAACAUAUGGUUUCGUCUUUAGCAUAUGGUAUCGUCUUUUGUUGUGUACCGUUUUAGCAAGAGCCAAAAAAUUAAAUGAGAAAUUAAUUUCUCCAUAUGGAUAACAGUACGUAACAUACAGUUCGGAAACAAUAAAAGUAGAAAUCCUAAAGUGUGAUGUAGAAAAAGUUUACAGACAUCACCAGUAACAGAAAAGCCAAACACUGUCGUCGUCCGCUUGCCUUACCAGCUUUUCCCAGAUCCCCAGCCUAAGUUUAUAGUACUCACAUCUCCUACCCUAUGGGGUCUCACAUUUCCUUUUAUUUUUUUCGUUUUUAAAAAAAAAAGUGUUUUUGGGUAAAAAGAAAAUGUGUUUUCAUUAAAUCUCGGUUGCGUACUUUUCUCGUCAUUUCAAAAACAGAAAGUCAUCAGACGCAGACGUGAUCUGGUUUAAACCAGCAAAUCAAGAGAUCCCGGCAGUUAACUUGUGGUAAUCCAACUCACUCGCGGUGUGUUUCGUUCACUUGAAUGACCUAAAUCUCUCUACAGUCAACACUCAUUCAGAGAAACGUGAGAUAGGCAACGGAUCUCAAAGUUGGGCGUCAGGAUGCUGGUGGGGGUCGCUGGAGCACAUUCGCGGCUGGUCGACUAAUGGCUAAUGGUGAUGAGGUGUGCGGUGUCAGCCUGACUCUCUUGUCAGUUUCUUACAAUGCUUUCUUAUCAUUUCUUGUAAUAGAGCCGAUUAUAUAAUAUCUAAAAAACCACAAAAAAACAACAACAUUAUUAUUCAUCCUACACUGUGAAGAUGACCGAGGCCAUUUUCGACUUGACUAGUAGAUAUGACUGGAGCUGCAUUUUGUUUAAGGUGAGGCAUAGCGUCUCACUGUGCUCUUUAUGCGUUACACGUCACAGGGGUUGUCGGAAUUUUAAUUGUGUCAUACCGCUGACGUUACUCCAUCUCAGGGUUUCAUUUCAAAGUGUGUUUUCUCUAGGAUGAGUUGCCAUCCAAGGUAAAAAUGACGCAUCCUUCCAUAAAAAAAAAAAAAAAAAUUACGAACAGCUGAUUUGGCACCUACGUAUUUUUGACAUUGCCAGAGAGAUAACUUGUAUACUCUUCGAAACUCAGCUCUCAAUCGAAUUACAUUCCUUGAAUUGAGAGAUAUGAGUCAGUUACUUGGAGGUCUGAGUCAGUUACUUGGAGGUCUGAGUCAGUUACUUGGAGGUUAAAGUCAGUUACUUGGUGGUUUAAGUCAGUUACUUGGAGGUUUGAGUCAGUUACUUGGAGGUUUGAGUCAGUUACUUGGAGGUUUAAGUCAGUUACUUGGUGGUUUAAGUAAGUUACUUGGAGUUUUGAGUCAGUUACUUGGAGGUAUGAGUCAGUUACUUGGAGUUAUGAGUCAGUUACUUGAAGAAAUGAGUCGUUAACUUGGAGUUGCUAGCAUCAAUCGAUAUUUCCUUUAAAACAGAAGGAGUCGGAUUAGUUGUUCUUUAAAUAUAUUUUAAGUUAAUUUAAUUUUUUUAUUAGAAAAGCAUUCGUGAGCUCUGGCAUAAUUUUGAGAACCUUUCCUUAACUACAUUGUGUAUUUUACUCUGGAGGCUGUUUGGUUUUUUCAGCUGCUUUACCUACCAAAGAUGUGGCUUGAAUCAUUGUAACACUUAGAAUCAUUCGGGUGAUCGCUUCCCCCUCGUUUAGUCAGGGAACACUUUGUAGAACAAGGGGGAAGUCUGGAGCGGAUGACACCAUGAGCUUACCGCACCGGUCGACUCCAACCCUAGUGACGCGUCCGCCAGUACCCCACAUGAAGAAAUUUCAAAUUUUAUUUAUUUAAAAAAUUUUCUUUUUUUUUUUUUUUUGGUGGGAGGUAGAUGUUACGUAUUGCCAUCUAUUGUGAGAAAUUAAUCUCUUAGUUAAAGUUUUUGGCUCGUUCUACCCACAUGAAGAAAUUUCAAAUUUUAUUUAUUUAAAAAAUUUUCUUUUUUUUUUUUUUUGGUGGGAGGUAGAUGUUACGUAUUGCCAUCUAUUGUGAGAAAUUAAUCUCUUAGUUAAAGUUUUUGGCUCGUUCUAAACAGUGCUUAACAAAGGACGAUGCCAUAGGGAAAUAUAAUAGCAAAAAUAUGACACUCAAAACAGUAGUAAUUACAAUUAAUAAGAUUUAUUUAAGUAUUAAUAUAAUUACAAAACAAAAGAAAUAUAAUUACAGUCAUCAACUUACAGAGUAUGAGAAGUCUUGUACCGGUACACAGUUAGUACAGUGUGCCAAUUUAUAAAGUACAAUGAUGAAUGCGAAUAAACACAUAUGAGUACACAAUAAUACACUUGUCGCGUGAAGUGAAAAAUAUCGAUCUAUCAAUCCAUCUCGUCUUUCAAUUCCCCGGCUUUAUAUAUGGUUAUCGCCUGUUUCUAAGAAGAUUCGGGGGGGGGGGAGGGGGGGCAGAAUAUACAUUGUAGUCAUGACCCGAAACUUUUACAAAUUUCUAUAAUUUACUACAAUUUUGUACUACAUUCGAGUCAAGACAAACAGGCGAUAGAUUUUUCUGUGGUAAAAAAAAAGAUCAAAAGAAGUAUGCCACCCCCAAUACGAACGCAUUCUAAUUUGGGGGUCAUUAUGAGUUCACCGCACGGGAAAAGUGUGACGUAAACACGUCCUACAUAACAGGGGAUGUCAUCGUAAAUUCAGUAAUUCAUUUCGUGAAAUAUGUAUUUUUGUUUGUUGGCCAGUUCAGCUUUCAUCAGUGUGACGAUAACGGGUCAAUGAACAACGGUGACAAAGAUCCUCUAUACCAACAUGAGAUUCGGUUUUCGCUCUCUCUCUCCCUCCCCCCCCCCCCCCCCCCCCCCCCCCCUUUCCCGGCCAUCGUAAAACUAAGGUUGAUCAGCCAACAACCACCCCCGAGAGAGUUACUCGACUGACAAGGAUCGCCUGAGGAUUUAAUCCGCGGGGCUGACUGGAAACUGGGAUCGAGGACGAAUCGAGGGUUCAAUUAAUGGUCGCCACUGUACAAAUAUAUCUUUGCUUUAUUUAUUUUCACGACCAAAUUCAUGGGUUUGUUUUGUCACCCGAAGACCUUGGCUUCAAUGUCUUUUUAGAAGAAAAAGAAAUGAUGUAACAUUACGGCUAGAUUGUUAAAUAAAUAGUCUGAACGUUAUUCGUUAUCAUCUCUACUAUUUACAUUAAUAUUUACAUUGUGCCAUCGUUGAUCAGACACGGGAACUCUAUUACAAUAACACUGCUCACGUUAUUAUGAAAUUAUUCGAAACCUAGAAACUUAGCAACUUCGAGUUCCCGAAAAAAAAAACUGUAUCUUAGAUAAAUAUACUUUCGAAAAUAUUUAUUGAAACUUUAUCAUUUACAUCUUUAUUAUGAUCAACUGCUAGUUAGACAUGAGUGGCGCCACGGUGCGGUGACUAAGUUGGUGUUUUGUUGUUGUUGUUUUAAAUUUUUCCGUUGCUUGGACAAUGCGUAAAAACACAAUGUUUUAUAAAUGGGUUUAGUUCAUGGAGGAGUUUUGGUUUGGUAUUCUUUGUGGUUUUAAAAUUACUUGACUUAGUUUUCUGAUUGACGUCGAUAUGUGUGUGAUUGUUUAAUUACUUGACAUAAGUUUUAAUUGAGUUCGAUAUGUGUGCGAUUGUUUAAAUACUUGACAUAAGAUUUAAUUGAGUUCGAUAUGUGUGUGAUUGUUUAAUUAUUUGACAUAAGUUUUAAUUGAGUUCGAUAUGUGUGUGAUUGUUUAAUUACUUGACAUAGUGUUCUGAUUGAGGUCGAUAUGUGUGUAAUUGUUUACUUACUUGGCAUAACGUCUAAUUAAGUGAUGCUCUCUGUCUGUCAUCACACAAACUUCUAGUGGGCGAAAAGGAUUGAGGCCCGGGGAGGGGGGGUGUCGAGUGAGGAGCUCUCAUUUGUCCUGUGUUUGGUUAAUUGAUGAUAACGUAGAUUCAUUAGGCUGACAGUACAGACAUAAGUGGGACGAUGGGACAGUGGGGAGAUGGAAGCUAAUUAACUGGAUUUAACAUUCAACUGGAACAAAACAGCUUAGGGACGCAAAAAAUUGAAAGAGGGGGGUGUGAACGGCUGGGGAUGAGUGGGCGCGGGGGUAGAAGUGGAAAUUAGGUCAAGGUCUGGGACUUCAAGGGCAUGGGCAGAGGGGGUUACGGCCUCCUACAUUGCAAUGGAAAUAGCACAGCAAAUUAAUCCCGCUUGUCUCCUUAUCUUCUCUCAAUGAGCCCAAAUGACAUUGCAGAUAUAUAAUUCAGAGGUCCUCAAAAUCCUAUGAGCUACGCAAAUCGUUUUAUAUUUUUAUCAAAACAAAAAACAAAAAAUAUGAAGAAAAAAAAACCUGCUCCUGGACGAAUGAUCUCUCUGGCAUUUCGCAAGAUGUAAGAUCUUUCCCCUGGGAUCAGAUGUAAGAUCUUUUCUAUGUGGGUCAUAUUGAGAUCUUUUCUAUGGGAUCAGGUGUGAGAUCUUUUCGAACCCAUAAGAUAGAAGCUCUUUUCUAUGAGAUCAAAUAUAAGAUUUUCUAUGAGGUCAGGUGUAAGAUCUUUUCUAUGAUGUCAAAUAUAAGAUCUUUUCUAUGAGUCAGAUGUAAGAUCUUUUCUAUGUGGUAAAAUGUAAGAUCUUUUCUAUGAGGUCAGAUGUAAGAUCUUUUUUGGGGGAUCAGAUGUAGUAUUUUUUUAAGUUAUCAUAGGUAAGAUCACUUCUAUGUGGUCAAAUGCAACACUUUUUCUAUGCUGUCAAAUGCCAGUUCUUUUCUAUUUGGUCAGAUGUAAUAUCUUUCUACGGGCUUAAUUUUGAUAUCUUUUCUAUAUGGUCUAAUGUGGGAUCCACUCUAUUUGGUGAUAUGUAAUAUCUUUUCUGUGUGGUCAGAUGUGAUAGAUUUUCUGUGUGUGAUCAGAUGUAAUAUCUUUUCCGUGUGGUCUGAUGUGAUAUCUUUUUUUUUUUGAAGUGGUCAUAUAGAAGAUAUUUUCUAUGUAAUAAGAUGUCAAGUAUUUGGUUGUGAUUGUAAUGGAUCAACAGUUAUGCAAUACCUCUUUUUUUUUUUAGCAACAAACCCUAUACAAAAAUUUCUCAAAUGAAACUAAGUACAUUUUAUCUCAGUGAUUCUCACAUUGACGCUGAAAACAGAAUCCUAAUAGAUUAUUUAAUCACCAUGUAAUCGAUGCACGUCGCGCCUUAGUGAGCAGUUUAUUGGACUCCCGAUUACCAACGCACUAUUAAAUGCAAAAUACCUGCUGGGAAAAAAAAAAGUAAUUUUCCAUAACGAUAAUCCAUUCUUUAUCAUAAUUUGUAUCCGAGAUGGGAAUAUAAGCCAUCCAAGCAUGUAGUUUACAUCCAGAAUGCCUUUGUUCACCGGAAAGCCCAUUAUGUAUGUGUAGGCCACAGAGCCGAUUAUGAAUGCGUAUAUAUAGUGCUUAUAUGAAUACAGUGAAUGACUUGACAGCUACUACUUUGGCGACAGCAGAUUACGAAUAAAAGAAAAGAUCGAGUACUCUUAGAGAUAACUUCGCAAACAGAUACCAAAAAAAAAAACGCAGUCUAUUACUCGGCCCUAUUAAUGUAUUCAUGAUUACUUCAAGUCCCAUCGGCGUUGGUAUUGUAUCGAUUUGAGUAGGGAGGAAAUGGUCGAAAUUCUUCAGCAAUUUGUCAUACUCGUCUGCCAAAAUGUAUUAAUCCCUGUUGUUGGGCGCCCCCUCCCGCCCCCCUCCAGACAUCCCCUCCACUCCCCUCUCCUUCCAGCUUUGUCUCUAAUGUUUCGGUGCUCUUCGCAAAAUGGUUUUAAAAAUAAAAUUAAUAGAUCAAUGAGUCUCACUUUGUUUUGUAAUAAACUGUGUAUUCAUGAACCGGGUAAAAUGCGUGAACAGACUAAAUAUUCAUGAACAGACUAAGUAUUCAUGAACAGACUAAGUAUUCAUGAACAGAUUAAGUAUUCAUGAACAGAGCUUUAAAUAACAUGGAAGCAAUGUCUAAGUUAUCUUUGCUGUCACCAAUGCAUUUGCUGUCUUUAUACAAGACAUAUCCAUUAGUCAAUAUUAAACAUUUUUGACCAUGUAACAUUAAGGAUUUCCAUACGUGAUAAUAGGUACCCCCACAGUGAGUGAGACUAAGUACACUCACAGUUCAACUAAGUGCCCCCACAGUUAAACUAAGUACCCCCACAGUUAGACUUCAUUCUCGCUAAACUUUAUCAUCGUAUUCAAAAGGUGCCCCCUACCCCAAAAAAAAAAUUGUUUUCUAACUUAUCCAAAACCCUUAAUUUUUUUUUAACUCUUUGUAUUUCCUCCCGACAGGUCAUCGUGAAGCCCAUGCAGUCCCUGGCCAAGAGACCCCGCAUCUGGUUAAAGAUCGCCAUCUCCUGGGCCAUCAGCCUCAUCUUCCCCAUCCCGCAGCUCUUCAUCUUCGUCCAGUACAACGAAGGCGUCAAGUUCGACGGCACCCCGCGCCGCAUCUGCGGCAGCAAGGGCUACACGCACCCCUGGCAGAGGAAGGUCUACUUCACAUUCACCACCCUGUACAUCCUGAUCGUGCCCAUGGUCAUCAUGUUGUACUGCUACGUCAAGAUCAUACGCGUCGUCUGGAUCAGGGCGAAAAACGAAUACCGCCGACAGCCGCCGUGCCUCGUGCCACCGAAACCCCCGGUGACGACCUCCGGACCGCCGACAACUCCGCCCAAGAACUUUUCGGAAAGUGGCGAGAAAGGGGGCGUCCGAUGCGGGUGCGACUGCGGCGAGAAGGGGAAGAGGGACUCGGUCUCGAUACCCAUCGUGAGCUGGGCGCGGAACGUUAAGGAGAAGAAAGACACCAACGAUAAUCCCGAGGACAAGAAGGCGAACGCGUCCGACCCGGGCGACGACCUCAAUCUGGGAUCUCCGAGGAUGAGCGUCAGGCGGAGCCUGGUGACGGCUUCGAAACGGCGCGCGAUCAUCAUGACGCUGAGUGUGGUGAUAAGUUUCCUCGUCUGUCACACGCCUUAUUUUCUGAGCACUCUCGUGCGGAUCUACAGCGACUACGAGGUGGCGCUCGAGACAAUCAAGGUGCUGGGGGAGUUCAUGGUGAUGGUGCACAGCACACUCAACCCCUUCCUGUACGGACUGUUCACGCUGAGGCAGUAUCACCUCAAAUACAUUCUCUCCCUCGUCACGUGCUCGAGGAGGCCGACGGCCCCCCAGGGCCUGAGGCACAGACAGUUUUCCGACGAGAGGCAUCAGCUGCUUAACAGCGUGCGGUCCAAGCUGAUACGCCACAGCAACAGAAACGCCAGUACGGCGGCCCACGACAGCAAAGCGAGGAAGACCGGCAGGCGGGAGCAGCAUCCGAGCCAGAUCUCUGCGACUACCGUUUCCACCACCGGGGUUACGGCCUUGACAUCAUCUCCCUUCCCCAUGCAGACCCCUCCACCCUCGUCUAUCCUCAGCAAAUUUCGAUUGAGGCCUCGGCCCAAACCCACGAAAAACGUGAAAACGAACCGAAAGGGGCGCCAAACCCAGAACCCACUGCUGUACGCUAAUGCAGACGCGAUUCACUUGAAGGAUCAACGCAGGACCACGUCCGUCGAGACGGAACACUCGGAAGUGGAGACCUCCACGUCCCCCGUGUCGCAGAAAGAUUUCUCGAGCGGAUCACUGAUCGCCAACACGCACGUCCUCAAAACGAACGCGCCCCUUCCGUUAGCCGUGUCAGACGUCUGCCGGGCGGACCCGAGGGUGAAGCACGAGGGCCCUGACGUCACGCCCAUCCCGAAGUUCUCCAGCGUGGAUGAGUGUGACGUCACGCGGCGUCACAAACCCGUGCCCUGGACCCCUCAGGACGACGAGUUUAUCAUUGGAGGGCUGACUCGUGUCUGACGUGAUGUGAUCCUGCGGUUGCUUUCCUAAAUUCAUUUUUUAAAAAAAAUAAAUUCUGUGAUGUUUUGUUUCAUUUUAUGUAUUAUUCUAUGACGCGGGAAUUUUAAAAAUUCCUCAUGUCAGAGCCACAACGUCUUGACACAAAUUACGUUUAUCUGGGAAGCAUGAGCCAUGUUAAUUUUUACUAUUGAUUUUUUAGUAUUUGAACGUGCGACCAGAAUGGCCCUCGCUAAAAUUCUCCAAAUGUCUCUCUUUAUAAAAGGGGGUCUUUUUUUUUCUUUUACAAACUGUUUUUUUUUUU
Molecule: messenger RNA, 26192 nt
Organism: Lymnaea stagnalis (great pond snail)
Lineage: Eukaryota; Metazoa; Mollusca; Gastropoda; Lymnaeidae
Source: the annotation of a GenBank genome assembly